Molecule: messenger RNA, 513 nt
Organism: Cercospora beticola
Lineage: Eukaryota; Fungi; Ascomycota; Dothideomycetes; Mycosphaerellales; Mycosphaerellaceae
Biological process (GO): regulation of transcription by RNA polymerase II
Cellular component (GO): mediator complex
Molecular function (GO): transcription coregulator activity
Source: RefSeq, a predicted model, not a curated record
AUGGCUCUCAAACAGCCCAUCAAGACGACGACCAACGCGCCGCCCGCUGCGGAACAACGCGCUCAACUGCACCUUCCUGACCCAAGCACCUUCGACUUGCUUCCGAAACUUCACGAGCUCCUCGCACGCGUCGAUGCCCACCAGAAUGCAAACUCACUUCAGACCGACGACCUCAGUCUCCAGGACGCAGAACACACCGACAUCGCGACUGCCUACGAUCGCGUGCCGGAGUUUCAGCCGCUGAACGCCAAAGACCUUCCUACUGCACUUCUCGGAUACUCGAAGAAGGGCUCCAAGAUAGACGAUAAGGAUGUCUUCGUCAAGGGCAUAAAAGACGAUGUCAGGGACGCGGUAAGGAGUGUGGAGAGACUGCCUGACGUGGACAGGACGGUUGAGGAGCAGGAGGAAGAGAUUGAGGAAUUGGAGGAGAGAAUCAGGCAGCAGAGGCAGUUGCUGCAUAGCUUGGCUGGUAUUGCGAAGGAGCUAGAGGGGCGAGUGCAGGGCGCCAGCUGA